GUUUUAAUAUGAUUAUUGGUUGUGAAUGUAAAAUAUAAAUAUUUUAAAUGGGUAAUCAACUGGUAGGAGUUGCUCCAUCUCAAAUCUUUCCCGUUGAAUACUACUUAACUGAUCAUGCUGAAUUGCAAUUUGAUAUUAGUCUGGGAAGCACUAGGUUUUUCAAAGUUGCUAGAGCAAAAUAUGUCGAAGGACUUAUAGUUGUAAAGGUUUUCGCAAUUCAUGAUCCUUCGCUGCCAUUACAAACAUAUCGAGAAAGAUUAGAAAACAUACGAGAAAAAUUAUCAACAACCGUUAAUUGUCUGCCAUUCCAGCGAAUUGAACUAACAGAACGUGCUGGUUUGAUAAUGCGUCAGUAUGUUAAACAUAGUCUGUAUGACAGAAUUUCUACAAGACCAUUCUUAACAGUUAUAGAAAAAAAAUGGAUUACAUUUCAAAUAUUAUAUUCAUUACAUCAAUGCCAUAAAUUACAAAUAUGCCAUGGAGAUAUAAAAUUAGAAAAUAUCCUUGUUACAUCUUGGAAUUGGAUUUUGCUUGCUGAUUUUGCUUCGUUUAAGCCUACUUACUUACCAGAUGAUAAUCCAGCAGACUACAGUUAUUUUUUUGAUACAUCUAGACGUCGCACUUGUUAUAUAGCACCAGAGAGAUUUGUUAAAACUUUAAACAUGGAUAACGUACAUAAAGAUGGAUUUUUGGUUAAUGAAAUUCCAUGCAGUUCUGGUGAUUUACUUCCUUCAAUGGAUAUAUUUUCUGCAGGUUGUGCUUUAUUAGAGCUAUGGAAUGAAGGUACUCCACCAUUUGAAUUAUCACAAUUAUUAGCUUAUAGAGCUGGUGAUUAUGAGCCUCGUAAGCAUUUAGAUUCUAUAAAAGAUCCAGCAUUGCGAGCUUUAUUAUCAUCUAUGAUUGAAUUGGAUCCACAUCUAAGAUUAAGUGCUGAAGUAUAUCUAGAUAAUGAAAAGGGGAGAUUUUUUCCUGAAUAUUUCUAUUCUUUUCUGCAAUCAUACAUGUUGAUAUUUUCGGCUACACCUAUUUUGCCUCCUGAUGAGAAAAUAAUGAGGCUUCAUCAAGACAUUGGUUAUAUAAUAUCAAUUUUUAAUGGAGAAAACAAAAAUCAAUUUGAUAGAGAUGCAACACCAACCGAGAGUACUAUGAAAGAAGGACCAAAAAUGAGUGAUAAUGAUGGAUUAAUUAUCAUAACAAGUCUAGUAACAUCAUGUAUUCGAGGACUGCACCAUUGCAUGUCUAAAAUGAAUUGCUUAGAUAUAUUAUUGCAAUUGGCAGCGCAUACAAGUUCUGAGACAAUAUUGGAUAGAAUAUUGCCUUAUAUUUUACAUUUGGCCCAAGAUCCGGCAGCUCGUGUACGUGUUUAUUCCCUAGACAUCUUAGCGCGAUGCUUAGACCUUGUACAGGAACUCCCACGUUCUGAUUUCAAUGUUUUCCCAGAAUAUGUCUUGCCAGCUAUUGCCCCAUUAGCUACAGAUUCAGCCGCAGUUGUACGAAUAGCUUAUGCCAAAAAUAUUGCAUCACUUGCGGAGACGGCAUUGCGUUUUCUAGAUAUGGCUACAAGAAUGGCGGCCGAUAAGGAUUGCGCAGUCCUUAAUUACGAAAACGAGUUGGCGGCUCUUCACGACAUGGUUCAACAAACGGUGGCCCAUCUUCUCACAGAUUCUCAUUCACUAGUGAAACAAACUCUCAUGGAAAGUGGACUUGCUAGGCUUUGUGUCUUUUUCGGGAAACAGAAAGCAAAUGACGUUCUAUUAUCACACAUGAUCACAUUUUUAAAUGACAAAUGUGAUAAGAACUUACGUGGUUCAUUUUUUGAUAGUGUUGUGGAAGUGGCAGCUUAUGUUGGAUGGCAUUGCUCAGUCAUAUUAGCUCCUCUUCUACAUCAGGGAUUAACCGAUACUUCUGAAUUUGUGAUAGCAAAAUCAAUUCAUGCGACUGCUUCUCUGAUGAGCCUAGGGCUGUUGCAUAAAUCUACACUAACAGAAUAUAUAGCAGAAUGCGCUUGUUAUCUUAAUCAUCCUAAUUUGUGGAUAAGACAUGAGGUGUGCGGUUUAAUCGCCACGUCCGCUCAAAUUUUGAGUCCAAUCGAUGUGCAAUGUAAAAUAGUUCCGGCAAUUUCAACGCACUUGCGUGUUCCGGUGCUGCAAGUAGAGAAACCGGAAAUGCUCCUGGACAGCUUGCAGGCGCCUAUUCCAAGAACAAUUUUUGAUAGUGUAGUGAGAUAUCCUGACAUCAACUAUUUAAUAGAAACUCUUAGAGAACGCAGGGUCAUCCGCGCGAAAGUUAAACAAGGAACUGUGCCUCUUUAUGGGGAAAUGAAUCAAGCUUUAAAAGCACUUUUCAGUCGUCUCCAAUCAGAAGGCUUGACAGACCACAUGGAAAAUCAAUUGUUAUCAAUGAGUGCACAUUUAAUAAAACUUAGUAAAUAUCGUAUAGUUGAUGCAAAUGCUGGAAGUAAAAGCCCAGACAAAUUAGGUUUUAACCAACUAUCAAGUGUUGGACAAUAUAAUGGAAGGCUGGACAUAAGAGGAACUCAAAAUCUUAGUCAUGUACUUCAAUUAGAUUCCAGUAAGACUGAGAAUGCUGAUACCCUGCAAAGAAAACUUCGCAAACCCGCUGAAGAUGUUACUAUGAACUCUGAAUGGCAACACAUGUUUGGAGGUCUAAACAGUCCAGUAUCCAAAACAAUCAAACAUCUCGGAAUCAGCACGAUGGCGUUCCCAUUGCCACCGCCUGGCUGGACACCUCGGGGACGACAUAUAGCACAUCUGCACGAGCAUUCUGGUAACAUAACUGGCCUGAUACCUCUUUCUCCCGAUUCUCCACUUUUUGUAACAUGUUCUCUGGAUGGAACUAUUAGAUUAUGGGACGCCGCUCGCAUGGAAGGCCAAAGUGUAGCCAACAGAUCAAAACAACUGUUCACUCCUCGCAUAGGUCCCUUAACGUUUGUCUCGUCAUUAGAGUCAGGAAGAACCCUGGCCUUUGCUUCGCGCAGUGGUCAGUUACAGGUAACGCGCGUGGACGCUUCUCCUAGGUACACGUCCCUGCUGAGAGGCACCAGCAGCGUCGAAUUUGGUGGAGCAAGUGGUGAUUUGGAGUUGGAUGAUUCGCCUCCUUUGGCUGCUUGCGUGACUCAACGUGGAGCAGGAUCAGUAUUAGUGUACGCCACUUUGUACGGAGGGCUUGUCGCAUGGGAUUUAAGAGCACCUGGAGUCGCUUGGCGCAUGCAAGCCGAUUUGCGCCAUGGCUUCACUACCAGUAUGUGCAUGGAUCCUGGUGAUUGCUGGCUCGCAAUUGGAACAAGUCACGGCAAACAUUCUUGCUGGGAUUUACGUUUUCGUUUGCCGAUUGCUUCCAUUGAUCAUCCAACAAAAUCUCGUGUUCGUAAAGUAAUUUGUCAUCCAAGUCAACCGUCUUGGAUUUUAUCCAGUGUUCAAGGCAACAAUGAAGUUUCUCUUUGGAAUUUAGAAACAGGAUUUCGGCAAUCUGUUCUUUGGGCUAGCUCUGCACCACCUUUAUCUAACACUCAGGUUUCUUCACACUCAGUAUGUGCCAUGUAUGCCGGAUGCGUAGAUCGCACUGGCUUCUUAUUAGCAGGAGGAUCUGAUCAGAGAGUUCGGUUUUGGAAUUUAGAUAGACCCGAAGAAUCUUGCUUACUCAUACCAGCCCCUAACGAUUCUUUAUCUUCUCAAGAUAUUAUUUACAAAUCGCGCCUUAUCGACGGCACAUCAGUCGUCCAGGAAGUUCCAAGCGGUCCUACCGGGCGCACUAGUGGUUCGGUGUCCGGUGGCCCCGAAGAGUUACCUAGACCUGGACCAGAUGCCCCGCCUACUGGUCACCUAGCGCCUUUAGCAGAAGUAAUACUGGUUCGUGCAGGCACGAGCGGCGGCGCUGGACAAUGUUCUAUAGUUACAGCUUCUAGAGAUGGUGUUGUGAAAUUGUGGAAAUAAAUGAGUCGAUGGAUAGUGAUACAAUGGGUGAUAUAAAAUAUUUAUGAUGAUUAUUGAAGGAUAUGUGGCAAUAAAAUGUAUAUAAUUCGCCGAAAAAUUUUCUCAGUUCGCUGGCAAGUUGAAUGCUUAUAGAUCUUCUUUAUUCAACAUUUACUAAUGUACAAGUAGCAACUUUAUCAGCGCAAUUGUAUUACUUACUAAAACAGCAAAAUUUUAAGAAACAGCAAAUAAACUUAUCACCCGAAGGCUAUAAGUACUCAAAUUGUCAAUAAACUGAUACAAUCAGGUAUGUAUAAUGAAUUUUUCAAAGUAAUUCGAUUUUUUAUAGCUAAGAUUUCUAAACUAAACUAUUAAAAACCGUUUUGA
Ctenocephalides felis (cat flea) is the source of this 4319-nucleotide messenger RNA. RefSeq names its product phosphoinositide 3-kinase regulatory subunit 4-like. The coding region runs from base 48 to 3953 and encodes 1301 amino acids. Gene Ontology annotation, biological process: late endosome to vacuole transport; protein targeting to vacuole; autophagy of peroxisome. NCBI's taxonomy places the organism in Eukaryota, Metazoa, Arthropoda, Insecta, Siphonaptera, Pulicidae. The record is from RefSeq and is a predicted model, not a curated record. Gene Ontology annotation, molecular function: protein serine/threonine kinase activity; ATP binding; protein binding. The transcript has 21 exons. Gene Ontology annotation, cellular component: phosphatidylinositol 3-kinase complex, class III, type II; phosphatidylinositol 3-kinase complex, class III, type I; nucleus-vacuole junction.